AUGAUCCAGCCAGCCAGCGACCCAGCCAGCGACCCAACCAGCCACCUACCCAACCACCCAGCCAGUGAUCCAGCCAGCCACCGACACAACCACCCAGCCAGCGACUCAGCCAGCCACCGACCCAGCCAGCCAGCGACCCAGCCACCUAACCACCGACCCAGCCAGCUAGCGACCCAGCCAGCGACUCAGCCAGCCAGCGACCCAGCCAGCCAGCGACCCAGCCAGCCACAGAUCCAGCCAGCCAACGACCCAGCCAGCCACCGAUCCAGCCAGCCAGUGACCCAACCAUCCAGCCAGCGACCCAGCCACCUAACCACCGACCCACUGGACCGAGGCAAAGCCCUCCGCGGACUGCGUAGGAACGGGCGGCCAGUAGGGGUGCCUGGCGCCGACCGAAGGCUGCGAAGGGGCGCGCCCAGCUGA
Portunus trituberculatus (swimming crab) is the source of this 423-nucleotide messenger RNA. RefSeq names its product mucin-1-like. The transcript has 2 exons. The record is from RefSeq and is a predicted model, not a curated record. The coding region runs from base 1 to 423 and encodes 140 amino acids. Lineage: Eukaryota; Metazoa; Arthropoda; Malacostraca; Decapoda; Portunidae.